AUGUCAAAUUUAAAAGUUGGUUCGUACGAUAAUUUAACACUUCGAUCAAAUGAACAUUCAUUUUUGGGUUAUCAAUCACCACGUGAUCAUUACAAUAGUACAAUGUCAAGUUUAGUCUAUGAAACAGAUUCAGGAAUUGUUGAAUCAUCGUCUGACACAAAUUUAGAUGAUAGUCUUUCAAGAUAUAAACAUAAAAAACCACGAACAGUCUUUGAAUCAAAACUACUAUCAUCAUCGGAACCACAAAUAUUCAUAGAACCAACUAAAUCUCCAUCAUACGUUAGUGAACGUUCAUGGUAUCAAAAUGAACCUCAAAUGUAUUACACUAAAUCAACUGUCAUUGGCUGGAAUACACCUGCAACUGUUGAAAAUCGUGUAACUAGAACAAGUUACGAUGAAUAUUAUGACAGAUUAUUAGGUUCACAUGAUUAUGAACAGCCUUCUUAUACCAAUUAUCGACCGAUAUAUGAUAAUUUAUCAGGUUCACGUGAUUAUGUACAGCCUUCUUAUACCAGUUAUCGACCAAUAUAUGACUUAAACACACCUAGCAGUACACCACGGCAUUCAUUAUCAACGAAUAAUCGUUAUUAUAAUAUUCGAAAACUUUCCUAUGAUACAAUUUUAUGUAAAAGAAAUAAUAACCAAUUUAUUGCAAAACGAAGCGAAGAAAUUCCAGAAUGGAUUAAGCGUUUAGUUGCAAUGCUUCCUUCAUAA
Messenger RNA from Didymodactylos carnosus, 714 nucleotides. Lineage: Eukaryota; Metazoa; Rotifera; Eurotatoria; Philodinida; Philodinidae. The record is from the annotation of a GenBank genome assembly.